Messenger RNA from Penicillium manginii, 831 nucleotides. RefSeq lists its product as uncharacterized. The transcript is spliced from 2 exons. Lineage: Eukaryota; Fungi; Ascomycota; Eurotiomycetes; Eurotiales; Aspergillaceae. The coding region runs from base 1 to 831 and encodes 276 amino acids. The record is from RefSeq and is a predicted model, not a curated record.
AUGGGUGUUCAAAAUGACACACAGUCUAAGGCCUGGAGUUCCGGCCGUGUGUUGACGAGUGUGCAAAGAGCGCGCAAACAGAAGAUGGAUCGAAUCUCGAAGAAACAGCUCCAGCAACGACAGCAAGACUACCUGGAAAUACUCGAGAAUCGAAUCAAGUACUUGGAAAAGCGACCGUUCCCCGCAGAUGGCCAUACUGUGCAAUCGAAUUAUGAUGUACCUUCCUCACAUGGAGAAACUUGUUGGCAAAGCGCAGUUUCAUCCAACAUUCAGGACUGCACAGCGUUCCAAGCGCUGGACAGCACACCAGCAAAGGGCCAGCAGUCGAUGCAAUUCCCUUUUCACAUAACCCCUGGACUCGAAUAUCCGAGCGAAAAUGGUGGAAAGUCCAUGAACUAUUUUCGCCAGGCUGUUCGGAUCCUCGGCUCCGUUUUCAAAAUUGAUCCGUCCCAAGUCUGCUCAGCUGACCAUCUGAAUCAGGAUAUACUGAUCCGCGCCGUUUUGGAAGGAUGGCAUAUACUGCAGCAUGAAAAUAAUGUGUGCCCUCUCUGGGUUAUUAUUCGGGAGAUAGAUGCAAGCAUCAAUAUACGAAGUGGGUUUGCGACUAGACUCUCCAUGUUGCGUGGAAUUCACCAACUUUUACUUGUACAUGCUCCAUCUCUAUUUGGCGACCAGAAGACUUACAUCUACAGUGUUUUAUAUUUCCACACUUUAUUGAAGGUUUACCAGCUUGGUAUCGACCAAGGCAAGUUUAACGUCCAUUCUGACUCCUCCAAUUCCCUGGUCUCUAAACAUCUCCAGCAGACCCUCUCAGACUUUGCUGUCCCAUGA